AUGUCCACGCACACCGUCUUCCGCCUCACGCAUCGCAACGGCUUCGAUGGGAUUGAAGCAUCCACCGAAGCUAUCCCUGAAUUCGACAGACAUGAACUCCUGAUCAAAGUCCGCAGCGUUGCCCUCAACUUCCGCGACAUCGCCAUUGCCACAUCGAAGUACCCCUUCCCGGUCCAGGAAAACGUCACGCCAUGUUCCGACGCCAUGGGAGAGGUCGUCGAGGUCGGUGCCUCGGUUCCUGGCUUUGAGAAAGGAGAUCCCGUCAUAGUGGCCUUCGAUCCUACUGCUCUCUACGGAACAAUCAACAAUUGGAACAACGGACUAGGAGGCCCAGUCGACGGCGUACUCAAGCAAUACAUUUGUGUCUCCCACCAAGGCGUCAUCAAAAUACCUAAAGAGAGUUCCCUCAAGGAGGAGCAAUGGGCGGCGUUGGUAUGCACCGGCGUAACAGCCUGGAACGCCCUCUACGGCAACAUCCCCCUCCGUCCAGGCCAGACCGUGCUCUUCCAAGGCACCGGCGGCGUCUCCGUAACUGGCCUCGCCCUGGGGAAAGCCGCCGGAGCCAAAACCAUCAUCACAUCCAGCAGCGACGAGAAGUUGAAUUACGUCCAAUCCACGUUCGGCGCCGACUACACCAUCAACUACAAGACGACGCCGGACUGGGCUGCAGAAGUCCAGAAAAUCACCAACGGCGUUGGGUUCGACUAUAUCCUCGAAAACGGCGGAUCCGGAACGAUUAAGCAAUCCAUCGAAGCCAUCAAAUUCGGCGGUAUCAUCUCCGUGAUCGGGUUCUUGUCUCGAGCACGCCAAGAGGAGAUGCCGGACGUGGCUGCUCUUGCUUUGUCGAAAGGUUGCGUUGUGAGAGGCAUCAUCAUCGGGUCGAAGCAGCAGCUCGAGGAAGUGGUGCGAUUUGUGGGCAGUCACGACCUGAAGAUUCCGGUGGAGAAGACUUUUGAGUUUUCGAAGGAGGGGGUUGUUGAUGCGUUGAAGUAUAUGACUUCGGGUUCGCGUAUUGGGAAGGUGUGUAUCAAGGUCGGUUGA
Zasmidium cellare ATCC 36951 is the source of this 1041-nucleotide messenger RNA. RefSeq lists its product as uncharacterized. NCBI's taxonomy places the organism in Eukaryota, Fungi, Ascomycota, Dothideomycetes, Mycosphaerellales, Mycosphaerellaceae. The coding region runs from base 1 to 1041 and encodes 346 amino acids. The record is from RefSeq and is a predicted model, not a curated record. Gene Ontology annotation, molecular function: oxidoreductase activity. The transcript has a single exon.